GACUGUCUUCAUUGGUCCAUUCGCUUAGCUGCGCUAUUUGCAGUUUCACAUGUAAGCGCAUCUACAGGAUUGACGAUGAACACAAGUUGGAAGCUAAUAGUCCACGGCAUAUGGUCUCGUUGAAUUUUUCCCUCUUAAGUUUACAAUCUUCCUCCAGAACAUCGUAUAAUGGGACGCCGGAGUCUUCGAACACAUCUAUCGUACGGUUCGGUGGCUAUCAAAUCCCGAGCUCGAUCGCUAAUUGAAGUCCGAACAAUUGGGAAUAGGAUCCAGCCGAAUAUUUAUUUGAAUAUCGUGACCGUUACCACAAAGUUAACCUCGCUCUUUUCGCCUACUUCAGCGAAGCUAGAGCGAAAGGAAUGCUCGGAUUCCCGGUAA
Messenger RNA from Periconia digitata, 378 nucleotides. Lineage: Eukaryota; Fungi; Ascomycota; Dothideomycetes; Pleosporales; Periconiaceae. The record is from the annotation of a GenBank genome assembly.